UCACCACGUGGCAGCCUGCAUGUCGGCAGAGUGCGACAGCAGGGCCUCUGGCUCGAAGGCGCUGUUGGCUUGGUUGGGAAUGUACAGCCGGUCGCCGUCCUGCCGGUGCAGCCUGUCCAGGUCGAUCAGCACCCCCUCCAAAGCAGCACCGCCUCCCCCACGCACCACUAUGUUCUUGUGCUAAAUACAUAAAACAAGACAGAGAGGUAACCACCCAGCCAGGCAGGCAGGCACACAGAUGAACCCCAAACCUCAGCAGCGCUCGUGUGUGUGAGGUUAGGGGGAGUGUCUACGUGGAUGUCGCCGUGGAUCAGCCCCCGCAGCCCCAGGUAGUGCACGGCGUCGACGACGUCCCUCACGAUGCCCGCCAGCUGGGCAUCGGGCAGCGGCCCCGUCAGGUCGGCCAACGUGCCUGCAUCCAUCCAUCCAGCCAGCCAGCCAGCACAGAUAGACAGACAGGUACACUAAGAGCUCAACAAACAACCAGCCGUCUAAUGUUUGUGACUUACGGUCUAUCCACUCCAUGCGGUAUGCUGUCACCCCCUGUAGGUGGUGCCCUUGGGCGUGGGGCGGCAUGGGGAUGUGGUACGUCUCGGCCACGCGGACGAUGCUCCUGGGCGGCUGCUCGACGCCCUCUUCGGUGGCCCUCUGCGCCUGCUGGCGGCAGUCCUCCACCCAGAGGUCGUUCCCGGUCCGCAGGAAACCCUCAACCUGCACGCAUACAGACGAAGUGCGGGUGAGCCGUGCCAGUGGACAGCUCUGUGGACUCACUCACCGGCUGGGCGCAGUCCAUGUGGUCGUUGGAGAGCAUCUUGACAGCCCAGCGGACGCCCCUCUUGUCCCUCCUGGCGAACGCCGUGCCGUAUUUCCCGCUCCGCUGUGGCACGGUGGGGUCGACCGUCAGGCCCUUCUGCUGGGCCAGCCACACCUGCUGUGUGGUAGGCUGUGUGCCUCGCGGAAAAAAGGCAUCAGACCAAAAAAGAAAAAGGAGGCAAGUCUCCUCGUCUCGCGCGAUUCUCGCCCCAAAACCCUACACCCUAACCCUGCCGCAUCGCUGCCAUCUGUGCUGGCUGAUGAGGCGCAUGAGAAUGAGCGCAGCCGCCUUGACCGCCAGCAGAUGUGAGGCGCUCUUUCCCAU
Messenger RNA from Vitrella brassicaformis, 1138 nucleotides. The record is from the annotation of a GenBank genome assembly. NCBI's taxonomy places the organism in Eukaryota, Vitrellaceae.